Messenger RNA from Amoebophrya sp. A25, 1129 nucleotides. NCBI's taxonomy places the organism in Eukaryota, Dinophyceae, Syndiniales, Amoebophryaceae. The record is from the annotation of a GenBank genome assembly.
AGCCUGGGCACGGAGGCCCAAGACCUUACGAGGAAGCUUGGCGAGGCUGGGCAGAGCCUGGCGCAAGCCAGGACAAAGACGACACAGAAAGAAGAAGAGACUCACCGACUAUGGAUGGCUGCUCAAGGAGUUAGGGCGACCAUGACAAACUGCAGACAUUAUUUAUAAGCAUUCUUUGUGGUCUUUCUUAGAAGCAAGUUCAAACUACGCUUUUGAGUACUGACACCUAGGAGGUGGACAACGUCUAUCCAACGUCUAAUUUCUAUGCCUGUCUUUACUACGUUGAGCUGUCAUGAUAUGCGUGUAAAAGUGAAAUAGGGUGCUAGAAGUGAUCUAUAUCUUCUUAAAAGUGGGGCUUCUUAACAUGCCGUAGUAGCUACAUUGUUAACUCUGACUUUCUUUUGAGUUAGGAAGAAUAGUGAUGUAGUUUCUUAGACCAAGCAAAGGGAUGACUUUUAGUAAAUUCUUCUAACCGAAAAGUCGCGAGGCUGGAGCAGGAGACUUCGGAGAUGGAAGUUGCAGCUGCAGAAGAUAUGCAGGGAAUUUCCGGAUCUCCUUCUGCCGUUGUCGUUGCGGGUAUUGCUGAUAUCAUUAAGACACACCAAAGUGCAUCCUCAACACCAUCCUUGGCCUCCUUCUCAAGGUCGAAAGGGGCCAAGCUGGGAUGGCCUUAGGAAUGCGGCGCAGCAGCUCUAAUCUCGAGGGGGCUAUAGCAGAGGCGCUGGCACAAGAGGCUGCUCUUGCUACAACAACAGAGAACUUGGAAAAAGAUAAAAAUUACGGUCGGAUGUACGACUUUUUUUCUCCCCGGUCCUGAAGAUCAUUCUGGAUGCUCACAUCCUAGGUAAUGCUCCCUGGUCAUGUAUUAGAUAAGACCUUCCACAAGACAUUACUGCCUACCCAAGAAUCAGCAUGUUUUCUGAGUCUGUCUUCUUCACUUAGUAUAGAAAAUAGAUGUUGACUUAGUACAAAUAGAUGGUGGCACGAGUGGGAGAGAAAAAACUACCUCUUUCAUACCAUUGUAGAGUUGAAAAGCGAGCUUGAACACACUGAGCAACACUAUGCUUCUGAGGAAGCCGGGUAUAAUGGCGAAGAGGCAGUUGCUCGCGAACUUGAACUGCAGAUCCAG